This is a messenger RNA of Apis mellifera (honey bee), 2933 nucleotides long. It is a transcript of the gene eIF4B, whose product is annotated as eukaryotic translation initiation factor 4B. Bases 135 to 1643 code for a protein of 502 amino acids. The transcript has 12 exons. Gene Ontology annotation, molecular function: RNA binding. The record is from RefSeq and is a predicted model, not a curated record. Lineage: Eukaryota; Metazoa; Arthropoda; Insecta; Hymenoptera; Apidae.
AGUUUGUAGUAUUCAAUGUUGGUUGACUUGCAUCUUUCUAAAACAUGUUUCAUGCCUUAUGGAUCCUGAGGUUGGUCGUGUGGUCUAUUGGAACGCGGAUUUGAUUUGCAUUACUUUAAAUUCGAGUCGUAACCAUGUCUUCAGGUAAAAAAGGAAAAAAGAAGAAGUGUAAAACUGUUGAUUUAAUGUCAUUUUUGGCUGAUGGGGGUGGAACACCCACUGUGCCAGUAAAACCAUUCAGUAGUUGGAUUGAUGAAAUGGAAGAAGAACAUGAAGGGUUUUCAUCAAGAAGUAGCAAAGAGCCAGUAGUUUUACCUACUGCUCCAAGAGCUGCAAGAGGUCCUCGUGUUGCAGAUGAGGAUAUUCCUACUAAUCCACCUUAUGUAGCAUAUCUUUCAAAUCUACCAUAUGAAGUGGAUGAAACAUAUUUAACAGAAUUUUUUGCAAAUAUGAAGAUUUCUAAUAUACGUUUACCAAAAGAUUCUAACAAACUGAAAGGAUAUGGAUAUGUUGAAUUUGAAGAUCGUCAAAGUUUGAUUGAUGCUCUUUGUUUAUCUAACACACCUAUGAAGACAAGAAGAGUACGAAUUGAUGUUUCAAAUAGUGUUAAUGAUGAUCGUCGUGGAGGUCGAAUGAGCCGUGAUAAUCGUAGAGAUACUUAUGAUGAUCCUGAACGUACAUCCGGAGACUGGAGAAGUGGUCCACGAGACGAAAAUUUGACAUCAGAAGGAGAUUCAUAUCGAAGUCGAUAUGAUAACAGAGAUCGAAGAGAUGAUCGUGAAAAUUCUGAUUAUGAUAAUAAACCUGGUGCAUGGCGUGAAAGUAGUGACAGAGGAAGACCAACAUUUAGAGAUAGAGGUGGCUUUAGAGAUGAGGAUAGGGAUAGAGAUUGGCCUCGUUAUGAUAGGGAUAGUAGAGAUCGAGAUGGUGGAGAUAGAGGAAGUAGUUUUGGUCCGCGUCGUAAUUAUGGAGAUUCUGAUUGGGAUCGUGAUGGUCAACGUAGACAAGGAAAGCCCCCUACAGAAAAUAAACCUGAACCAAGAACUAGGCCGAAAUUGCAACUUCAGCCUCGUACAAAACCUAUUGAUCCUAUUAUUGUAAAAGAAGAACAACAAUCUGCAGCUCAAACUGCUGCUACACCUGCUUCAUCAACAAAUAUAUUUGGUGCUGCAAAACCUGUGGAUACUACUGCUAGGGAAAGAGAAAUAGAAGAACGACUUGCAAAAUCGUAUGCUGAAUCAAAAUCCAAAGAAGACGGAGAUUCAGAAAAACGUGGUUCUAGAGAAGGUACUUGGGGUAAACGUAAUGGAGAGGGUCGCGAUGAAAGAGAAAGGGGUCGACAAACUUGGCGAUCGGAAGAUGACAGAAGUCGACGAAAUGAAAGAUCGGCACCACGAAAUCAUCCUAUUCAUUCUGAUCAAUAUGGAGAUUCUAAAGGUCAGCCUUCUUCCCGUGGUGGACGACCAUCUUCAAGAGGUCCUCCACGAUCAAAUGAUACUCGUGGUGGAGAUAGAGACCGAAGAGAAAAAGACGAUAUUAGUAGGAUGCCAAAGGCAAAGGAUGAGCAAGCUCCAAAUUUUGUAGCUUCCAAUAAAUAUUCUAUGCUACCUGAUGAUGUGGAUCCUGACAAUAUUGAUGAUUAGUCCUAAUCAUUAUAUAUCAUCCAUUAAAUUGUGCCACAUGCAUCAUAAUUAGUCUAUAUAUGCAUAUUAUUAAUUUGUUUUACCUCUAUUAAAUACUUAUCGAAUUGAUUCAUGAAUCAAACUCUAAGCUCUUGGUAUUAUUUUACAGGAAUUAUUGUUGAUUUAUAUUUAAUCUAUUUUAUUACUCGUAAUAUAAUUAUCUAUCUACAUAUGUAUUUACUUUAUAUUUCAAUAUGAAUGUUCAGCAUCAUUAAAUCGAUGUGAAAAUUCGGAUAACUUUAACGAAUUAUAUUGAUUUCUUUAAUAUUUAAUUUUGAAGAUAAUUACAUCUGUAAGACUUAGGAAUUGGGACUUUAUACAUCAUACUUUAUUCACUGUACAGUUAUUGUACAAUAUGUAACUCAUUUACAUGUAAAAUAAUAAUGAAAAUUUAGGAGGAAAACAAUUAAAAUAAUAAGUGUAAUGGGAAUUUACUGAUGUAUUACAUUCUAUUGCCUGAAAUUCAAAUGAAAUUGUUAAUAAUUAUAAAAAAAAAUGAUAGUAACAUAAAUAUCAGAAAAUUGAUAUCAUAAGCACAAUAAAUAUAAGAUGACAGUACGAAAAUCAAUAUGCAUGUUAAUAAUCAUUGUAUCAUGAUAAUAAGGAAUCAUGUGAUUGAUCAAUCGAAAUUUUGUCACAAUUAUUUUAUUAAUAAUAUGUUUUUAAAUAUGCUUUAUAUAUUAAAAAUUAUAUAUUUACAAUCUCUUUGAGGUAUAUACAUAAUGACUUUAAGUUCAUUGUUGUUGUGUCGUUUGUGCUAAUUGACGUAAUUGUUUCAAUACAGUUUCUAAAAGCUUUUUCUUAUCUCGUUCACUUUUCUUUAAUACAGAAAAUACUGUUUUUUUAUCGGAUUCUUUUAAUCUGUAAGUAUAAUAUUUUUAUAUUUUAAGAUAUAGAUAAUGACAAUACUGCAUUAUUUCACACAUAAAAAAUAUGAUACGUACUUCUCUAACAAAAGUACAGCCAUAUUUGGAGUUACUAAAUGAUAUUUACUUGAUUCAUGGCCAUAGUCAUGAAAAUACGUAGGCCAGUCCCAACUCAUAAAUAAGUCCAGUAAUUGUCUUAACUGUGCAAAAUGUUGGAGUAAGGUACCUUCGGGUAAACCAGAAACAGGUUCCGAGGCAGCAAAUUCUAAAAAUUAAAAAAUUUUUUUAGAAUAGUAUAUUCGAAUCAAUUCAAUAUCGCCACAAAAUAUUUUGUAACCGUAUGUUGUACGUUUUAUUUAAGAAUAAAAAAAAAUACAUACGCUCA